Messenger RNA from Exaiptasia diaphana, 680 nucleotides. RefSeq names its product neurogenic locus Notch protein-like. Gene Ontology annotation, biological process: heterophilic cell-cell adhesion; establishment or maintenance of epithelial cell apical/basal polarity. Gene Ontology annotation, molecular function: calcium ion binding. Gene Ontology annotation, cellular component: plasma membrane; protein-containing complex. Bases 27 to 680 code for a protein of 217 amino acids. Lineage: Eukaryota; Metazoa; Cnidaria; Anthozoa; Actiniaria; Aiptasiidae. The record is from RefSeq and is a predicted model, not a curated record. The transcript is spliced from 5 exons.
CGAAAGAACACUACUAGCUAGGCGAUAUGCACGUUCUUGGUGGUUUUCUACUGUUAACGGUUACCCUCACAGAGGUUGGCUUCGCUUAUCUCCAGUCUACAUGUGGCGAGGGAAUAUCCAUACAUGACAAUGAAGAAUAUGGCUUUGCUUUGAACGGCUACACGUACCGAKCGCUUACCACUGCAAGCUAUGCAAAAUGCUGGCUUCAAUGUGAAGAUGACAGCAAUUGUAUGAGUCUAAAUUACGAYAUGACAACACAGCAAUGUCACUUGAAUAGUCAAAAUAAGAUCUCUCAACCGACAAAGUACGUWAUGAAACACAACAGCUACUACAAAACAAUUGCAAACAGAAAGCCACAAGAAAAGCCGUUUCGUAUUUUCCCAAUAUGUCCCACUCUUAAGCCGUGUGGCAAUAAYGCAAGAUGYAUCGAUGGCAAAGGGAACUACACUUGUCAAUGCCCAGAUAGAAUCGUUGGAUACACCUGUGAGAUAGCUCUCGACAACUGUUACAGUCAACCUUGUCAACAUGGAGGCCACUGUGUUAACCUCGUAAAUGACUUCUAUUGCACAUGUCCAGUUGGCUAUGGAGGCAAAACCUGUUGUAAGAGACCAUUUUCAUUUUAUCAACGGUUGUGGUCGAUCCUACGACAAUUUGACAGGAGUUGCCAAGUGUCGAGAUGA